GUCAGAGUGACAGCAGCAAGAGGACGUGCUACCUGUCCAACACCUCUGGGUAACUCCAACCUGCUCCGCGGAUGACCCGGGGGGAGGUGAAUGUUGCUCUUCCCAGCCCCAGCCAAAACUUGCCUCCUAGUUAGAGACUUUCGGCCAUUCUCAGAAUUCCAGACAUAGCCUCAAUAGAUGAGAGUCUGCCAACACCAAGGUUAACAGAUUCUCACACUGCCUCGGGCAGUGAGAAAGAAGAAUUCAAAGAAUGACUGAGCUGUGGCAGCUGGAGGAAAGAGCCCACAACUCCCUGCUGUGACUAUGAGGAGGGCCAACAGGCAUUUGGAUGUGUAAGGCCCUGCCUUCCAGAGUGGCCAUGUCAGAAGGAGAGAGCAAGGACAGCUCGGGGAGUGAGUGCCCCGUGUGCUAUGAGAAGUUCCGAGACCUGGAAGGUGCCAGCCGGACACUGAGCUGUGGCCAUGUGUUCUGCCAUGACUGCCUAGUCAAGUAUCUACUCUCCACUCGUGUGGAUGGGCAGAUCCAGAGGAUCAUCAUCUGUCCCAUCUGCCGCUAUGUCACCUUCCUCAGCAAGAAGAGUUCCCGCUGGCCUUCCAUGCUGGACAAGAGCUCCCAGACGCUGGCCGUGCCCAUGGGCCUGCCCUCUGUGGCCCCACCCGACACUCUGGGUCACACAAACCCUCUGGCUGUCUCGCAGCCUGUCUGGAGAACGUCCCCAAGUCAGAGUGCUCAGCUCCCUUUGGAUGUGCUGCCCAACCUGCCCCGGGAGCCACAGAUCUUUAUCAUCAGUCGCCACGGGAUGCCCCUGGGGGAGCAGGACAGUGUCCUGCCACGGCGCAGCCUGGCAGAGCUCUCUGAUGCAUCCCCAGCGCCCAGCUCCACCCGGUCAUUCUGCUGCCGCUCCCGAGCCCUACUGCUCAUCACCCUCAUUGCUGUGGUGGCUGUGGUAGCUGCCAUCUUGCCCUGGGUGCUCCUGGUGAGGAAGCAGGCAUGAAAGGUGGCAUCUGGAGGGGUGCCAGGCCUGGGUGCUAUUCUAGAAGCUUUCCCACUGCUCCACACAGCAUGCAUGAGGGAUGGAUGUGCAGAGAGGAUAGAAGGAGGCUGCUGACUGGAAGUAUAGAGGCAUCUCUCCACCUCCAUCUCCUCAGCCCCAACAGCUUAAGCUUAAGGGAGGUUAGGGGUAGCGGCUGGUGACCUCUGACGUCAAGCAGCUAAGCAGAAACUAAGACCAAGAUAGAAAAUGUAAUGGGAUUCCCUUCCUCAGUUACAACAGCAGUGCCUCACUGGUGUAUACAGAGCAAAUACUUUCCUCUCCUCUAACCAAGAACCAAGAAGAGUAGGAAAAUGGGUGGGUACUCCUACCUGCUGGGUCACCCAGCUCUGAGGAGCCAGGUGACCUAUGUGAAGCCAGGUGGGGCUCCCUGAGGACAAGGAAGUUUGACUGGCACAUUCUCCUGGAUGGAGACCCAAUGGCAGGACACUGUCAGGUGAGAAUUCCUACCCAGAAUUCUCUAGUUUGCUCUCAGGAAUGAAUAGAAAGGGUGAUACAGAGGCCCAAAGCACACAUUUCCCAGAAUGCCAGUGCCCACUCACAAGUGUGCCUGUCUUCCCAUCCCUAAUUCUCCCUCCCUGGCCCCCCACUCUGAAGGCACCAGCCUGAGGGAGAAUCUGUGGGGCCAUUUAAAAAAAAAUUUUUUUUUGCGGGUGGGGGGAAGGAUCUUCUUGAGGACUGACGUAUCAGAAAACCAGUUUGAGGCUGAAGCCAACAGAGGAUCCACAGCAAAGGCAAAGGCAUCCCCCAAUCUUUCUGGCUCAAUGGGUGCUCCAAAUUUGAGUCUUGGGGUCCUCAAGGGUGGCCUGGAAGGCAGGGAGUGCAAAAGGCGCCCUAAGUCAGCUGAGAAGUAUGUAGGCAAAUUAAGCCCUGGGGGCUCCCACCUCCCUGCCAGUCCAGGUCCACCUCCUCAUGACCCAACCACUCAUUAGAGGCCACACCAGCUGGGCCAGUUUCUAAGGUGGAUUCCCAGGCUGGGCUGGGCGAGGAAGGGUGGGGAAGAAAACAGCUGUUCUUGUCAGAGAUGCUACUGUCUCCUCAAAUACCGAAACCCAGGUGUUGUCAGCUGCUGGGCCAGGUCUCUGUACCUCGGGACCUCACACUGGACUGUGUUGGGGAUCCUCUAGUUGGCUCUUGCCAGAAGAGCCAGUCAUUUGCAAACAACUAUUCUUUUGUUCGUUAAGGUCCCCCCAAAGUCAGGGACUGGGUGGUGGUGCACCUGGUUGAGUGCACACAUUAUAAUGCGCAAGGACCCUGGUUCAAGCCCCCAGUCCUCACAGUUUCCUGCAGAGAGGAAACUGCCUGAGUGAUGAAGCAGUGUUGCAGGCGUCUCUCUUCCUCUCUCUUCACUCCUCCUCCUCAUUUCUAUCUGUUUUAUCAAUUUUUUUUUUAAAAAGUUCUUCCCUAGGAGCCAUAACCUUAAAUGAAUUUUAAGGUUAAAAAAAAAAAGACAAAAACCUCCAGGUAUUCUCUUAAAUUGGUGGUUAUUCACUCCCCAGGUGUGCCAGCAGCUAAGCCCUCUACAAUCUCGCUCUCUCUCUCUCUCUCAAGAUUUUAUUUAUUUAUUCAUGAAGAAUGAUAAGAAGAGAGAGAGAGAGAGAAUGAACCAAACAUAACUCUGGCACAUGUCCUAACAGGGACUGAACUCGAGACCUCACACUUGAGAGUCCAAUGCUUUAUCCACUGCACCACCUCCCAGACCACUCUACAGUCCAGUUCUUCCUCAGUAAAUAUACUGUCUGGAGAAAGAAACAGCGCUCUGCCUUUUACCUCGUUCUCAAAUACCUGCAGAGGUGAUCUGCUCAAGGGCCUCUGGGGUUGGGACCCAUAGUACAAGAGAUAUUUGGGACAAAGGAGACGAGUUAAAGCAUUUACGGACUUCUUUGUGCUCUUUUCAAGAACAGAAGACAAGUGCUAUGGGGAGAUAUGGGUGGAUCUGUGGGGGAAAUAUUUAUUGUAAGAAUAAAAAUCUUAAAGUUACAAAAACUCCAAUGAGUAUUUUCAGCCUCAGCCUCAGCCAAACUGCUUCAAACAGUGCCAUGCCUUUCUGGGGACCUGAUUUUAGCCUUAUUCUGUUAUGCUUGUUGUGAGUUAAUUUUAAACUAACUGUAGCUGUUUGCGUACUGUCCCAUGGUGACUUGUAGAUGGCACCUCUUUUGUUUUCAAAGAAUGCCCAAAGCUAUUUUUUAAAUAAAAGUAUCUAUUUUCUCAAAAGA
Molecule: messenger RNA, 3267 nt
Organism: Erinaceus europaeus (western European hedgehog)
Lineage: Eukaryota; Metazoa; Chordata; Mammalia; Eulipotyphla; Erinaceidae
Gene: RNF222
Product: ring finger protein 222
Exons: 3
Coding region: 329-994 (221 amino acids)
Source: RefSeq, a predicted model, not a curated record